This is a messenger RNA of Anolis sagrei ordinatus, 975 nucleotides long. It is a transcript of the gene MACROD2, whose product is annotated as mono-ADP ribosylhydrolase 2. The record is from RefSeq and is a predicted model, not a curated record. Lineage: Eukaryota; Metazoa; Chordata; Lepidosauria; Squamata; Anolidae.
GGAGUGGAGCAGAAAGGCCAGUCUCCAUCACCCGUGAAAUGCAAAGCAAAGCAAUCCCAGGACCUGGAAGACGAUAAUGAGGGUGACAGUGACACUGAAGUGAAGCCAAGCACCGAGGAGCUGGAAAAUCAGAAUCAAGAAGAAGAUGCAGCAAAACUGACAGUUACAAACAGCUCAACAGAUGGAGGAGAGAACCUAUGCAAGGAAAAAGAAUCCUCUCAAGAUUCCAGAGCUACGCAAGAGCACAAUCCGAUGCCUCAAACAAUCUGUGAACAAGAUCAAGCUGAUGCAAAAGGACUUGAGAAUGAAUCCAAUGAAGUUGACAUGAACACUCAGGCAGAGUCUCAGGCCACCAACAUGGAAACAGAAGAUGCUUUGAUAACACCGGAGGAGACAGUGAAGGAGGGGGAAAUGCAGGUCCCUGAAGUAGAUACAACUAAUCAAGAGAGCAAAGGGGAAGCGAAAGAAGGAGCAGACCAAGGGAAAGGGAAGCAGACUACAGAGGCAGAACAAACUGAAGGCGAUACAGAAAACAUUUCCAGUAAUGAUGUUGAAAUGAAUAGUCAGGUUGAAAACAUAGAUGAACCUACAGAAUCCCAGAUGGAAAAUUAAUUGGCAGAGGACCAUGACAAGAGAAGAGAACAGGCUGUGAAACAAGAACUGCGGUCAUUGGUGGAUUGUAUGGCAACCUUCUGACUUAGCAGCUCACAGCACACCCGCGAGUGCAAAAGGGGAUGGGGGAGGGCAGGGGGGUGAAUGGACAACGACUCUUCUUAACUUAGUUUCUCUUCUCUUUCAUUUUGUUCUGUAAGCAAUGCGGAGCUUCUCUGGUUUGGUUGUGGUGUCUUCUCUUUGUUUGUUUUUUGCUUCAUCCCUGGAUUUUCUGUGUCUGCUUUCAGAAACCUAAUCCUGAACCCACCUCCUUGUCAGCCACAUGCUUCUGUAGAAGAUAAACUUUCCUAAGUUUGGAUAUGA